Alternaria postmessia is the source of this 969-nucleotide messenger RNA. RefSeq names its product Small subunit processome complex component (gene NOP1). The record is from RefSeq and is a predicted model, not a curated record. Gene Ontology annotation, cellular component: box C/D methylation guide snoRNP complex; small-subunit processome; nucleolus. Lineage: Eukaryota; Fungi; Ascomycota; Dothideomycetes; Pleosporales; Pleosporaceae. Gene Ontology annotation, molecular function: histone H2AQ104 methyltransferase activity; rRNA methyltransferase activity; RNA binding. The transcript is spliced from 4 exons. Gene Ontology annotation, biological process: box C/D sno(s)RNA 3'-end processing; rRNA methylation. Bases 1 to 969 code for a protein of 322 amino acids.
AUGGCUUUCACACCUAGAGGCGGUCGUGGCGGCGGCGGACGUGGUGGAGGUGGUGACCGUGGAGGUCGCGGUGGCUUCACCCCCCGAGGUGGUCGCGGCGGAUUCGGCGGAGGUCGCGGCGGUGGUGACCGUGGCGGCCGUGGAGGUGGCCGUGGAGGUGGUGGUCGUGGUGCCCCCAGAGGCCGUGGCGCUCCCCGUGGAGGAGGCCGUGGCGGAGCCGGAGCUCGUGGAGGAGCCAAGGUCAUUGUUGAGCCCCAUCGCCACGCAGGUGUUUUCGUCGCUCGCGGAAAGGAGGAUCUCCUUGUCACCAAGAACUUGACCCCCGGAGAGUCCGUUUACGGCGAGAAGCGCAUCAGCGUUGGUGCUAGCACCGCGCCCAAGGACGGCGAGACCGAAGCCCCAUCCAGCACAGAGUACCGUGUCUGGAACCCCUUCCGCUCCAAGUUGGCCGCUGGCAUCUUGGGUGGUGUCGACAACAUCUACAUGGGCCCUGGCUCCAAGGUCCUGUACCUCGGUGCCGCCUCAGGAACAUCAGUCUCUCACGUUGCCGAUAUCGUCGGACCUGAGGGAACCGUUUUCGCUGUUGAGUUCUCCCACCGCUCCGGUCGUGAUCUCAUCAACAUGGCCACUCACCGCACCAACGUCAUCCCCAUUGUUGAGGAUGCUCGUCACCCUCUGAAGUACCGCAUGCUCGUCGGCAUGGUCGACUGCAUUUUCGCCGACGUUGCCCAGCCCGAUCAAGCCCGUAUCGUUGGUCUCAACGCCGGACUCUUCCUCAAGGUUGGAGGUGGUAUCGUCAUCUCCAUCAAGGCCAACUGUAUCGACUCUACUGCUGCCCCCGAGGCCGUCUUCGCACAGGAAGUCACCAAGCUGCGAGAGAUGGGCAUCAAGCCCAAGGAGCAGCUUACUCUUGAGCCCUUCGAGCGUGACCACGCCAUGGUUGUUGGUGUUUACCAGCGUUCGCAAUAG